AUGUCGUUCACGAUCGAGGCGAAGCCCGUGGUCCAAUAUCAUGCCGCGGACAUGAAGCACGUCCGCACGUGGGUGCCCCAGUACACCAAGACGAUCGAUGGACCUACGUACGUCGAGCUCAGGCAGACAGAUAGACCUCUCGCUGUCUUACUCGGCCUAUCCCACGAGGGCAAGGCCAAGUACUGGAGCAAGAGCUGCAUCCUGGAGGAUUUGCGCAAGGCGAGGAACACGCGCGUGGACGAGGUCUUACUUGCCCACUUGCAUGCGUGCAACCCGUGCGAGAAGCCACCCGCUCUCCCAGAUGGCUUCAACAGGAUGGCGGUGAAUCCCGACGACUUGCCCUAUGGCGCGACCUUCAAUAUGAAGAUGACCGUGGAGCUCAUGCCAUUGAGGGUGCCAUGUGUUGAGCUGACCGUGGAGAAUCUCACAUGGCUCCAGAAGGUGGCGACGGCGUCGGCCUUGCAGCCAACGCCUGUGAAGCCGCUCAAGCGCAAGCGCCCAGAGGAUCGCAUUGAAUUGCCCACGCCAGAGGCGAAGUUCGAUUAUCGCAGGAAGUCUAUAUUCCUGCAGUGCAUGGAUGCAGACGGGCGCAAGCACUUGCAGUACCAAAAACCAAAAACCAUGGAACUCGCCGACAUUGAGACAGCGAUUGAGACCCUUACGGGCGAUAUUCUCAAACGUGGUUUGACGGUCUACGACGGCAACGCCGAUGACGACGAUGGCGGCGGCGAUAUCCCGCAGUUGGAGUCGCAGGAGUGA
Prorocentrum cordatum is the source of this 759-nucleotide messenger RNA. The record is from the annotation of a GenBank genome assembly. Lineage: Eukaryota; Dinophyceae; Prorocentrales; Prorocentraceae.